This is a messenger RNA of Coprinopsis cinerea okayama7#130, 1903 nucleotides long. Its product is annotated as single-stranded DNA binding protein. Gene Ontology annotation, molecular function: RNA binding. The transcript has 4 exons. NCBI's taxonomy places the organism in Eukaryota, Fungi, Basidiomycota, Agaricomycetes, Agaricales, Psathyrellaceae. The record is from RefSeq and is a predicted model, not a curated record. Bases 1 to 1710 code for a protein of 569 amino acids.
AUGGCCAAAUCCGACAAAAAGGUAGAGAAAAAGGCUGCCGCAGCCAAAGACUCCAAGGCCACCAAGAAGGGGACAAAAUCCUCCAAGGAGGUCGUGACCCAGGUCUCUGAAAAGCCUGCAAAGGCAGUUGCCUCUGACAAGAAGGACAAGAAGAAGAAGGUUGUCGAGACCAAAAAACCUCAACCCAAGGCAAACGGCAAGGCCAAGGAUGACUCUUCCGACGAAAGCUCUGAAAGCUCUUCAGAAGACGAAAAGCCCAAAGCUGCCCAAGUAAAAGCAAAACAGGCCGCAAAGGCGUCGUCUUCUGAUGGUGAGAGCGAGGACGAAUCUUCAUCUUCAGAGUCUGAAUCUGACUCGUCUGAAGAUUCCUCCGACUCCUCCGACUCCUCAAGCGACUCUGAAGACGACGAACCCGCCGUUAAAAAGCCCGUCGCCAAAGUCAACGAUAAAACUUCCCCCAAAAAGGCCGAGGCCGCCUCCUCGAGUUCUUCAUCAGACUCAGAGUCCGACUCUGACUCUGACGACUCGGAAUCCGAAGACGAAAAGCCUGCUGUGAAGAAGACUGCUGCGCCUGAAAAAGAUGAUUCCUCUUCUGACGAUUCAUCCGACGACUCGUCCGAUUCCAGCUCUGAAGACGAAGCCCCCACCAAAAAAGCCGCUCCUGCGGACGCCAAAGCUAAGAAGGACGCCUCCAGCUCCUCUGAGGAAGACAGCGACGACGACUCCGACACCUCCGACAGCGAGGACGAAAAGCCCGCAGCCAAAAAGGCUGCCAGCCCCGACAGCUCUUCCGAUUCGUCUGACUCCGACAGCAGCGAGUCAGAAGACGAGGAUGGUGAUGUCAAAAUGGCUGAAGAUAAGCCUGCUCCUGCAAAGAGUGGCAAGCGAAAGGCUGCCGACGAUGAUGAGCCUUCUACAAAGAAGGUCAAGCUUGAGAAUGGCAGCGCAGCGCCUGCUGGCGGCGAUGCACAACAGUCCAAAGCUGUCUUCGUUGGCCAGCUCUCCUGGAACGUCGACAACGACUGGUUAGCCUCUGAGUUUGCCUCGUGCGGCGAGAUUGAGUCUGCAACCGUCCAGAUGGACCGCAAUACUGGCAAGUCCAGAGGCUUUGGCUACGUCCACUUCACCACCGUCGAGGCUGCUCAAAAGGCUCUCGAACUCAACGGCAAGGAGAUCGACAACCGACCCAUCAAGGUUGACAUCAGCACACCUCGAAAUCCCGACGCAGCUCGUCAGAAACGCGCGCAGACUUUCGGCGAUGUUACCAGCCCUCCAAGUAACACCUUGUUCGUUGGCAACCUUUCAUUCAAUACCUCUGAAGACUCUGUCUGGAGUCUCUUCAACGACUAUGGCGUGAAGAGCGUCAGACUUCCCACCGAUCGCGAAAGCGGCAGACCCAAAGGUUUCGGUUACGUCGAGUUUGAGGACGUCGAAGGUGCCAAGAAGGCUUUCGAGGCCAACAACGGUGCUGACUUGGACGGACGGCCAAUUCGCCUGGAUUACUCCCAGCCACGGGACAACAGCGGUGGAGGAUUCGGAGGCCGCGGUGGAUUUGGAGGUGGUCGUGGCGGUGACCGUGGCGGACGCGGUGGUGGUCGAGGACGAGGCGGUGACAGAGGACGUGGUGGACGCGGCGGACGUGGCGCACCCAGAGGAGGUGCCCGCCACGGUGGAAUCGCUUCUUUCGAAGGAAAGAAGACUACCUUCUAAAUGCCUUUCCCCCCGCUAUGCGACCGAUGAUUUGUUUGUUCAUUGUACUAACAUACUGUGCCUCUGUAGCCUCACCUUGUUAUGGAUUCUUCUCGCAUGUAUAUAAUUACGAUGUUACCCAUUGCAUAGCAUGGUAUGUAGUAGUACCUCUCCCUGCUUAUGAUCUAAAUACAACCUUAUUGAGGUACAACAA